Messenger RNA from Hemiscyllium ocellatum (epaulette shark), 4367 nucleotides. RefSeq names its product ring finger protein 111 (gene rnf111). Bases 399 to 3254 code for a protein of 951 amino acids. The record is from RefSeq and is a predicted model, not a curated record. The transcript has 15 exons. Lineage: Eukaryota; Metazoa; Chordata; Chondrichthyes; Orectolobiformes; Hemiscylliidae. Gene Ontology annotation, molecular function: zinc ion binding; ubiquitin protein ligase activity. Gene Ontology annotation, biological process: ubiquitin-dependent protein catabolic process.
GCAAAGCAGGUGCUGGUUAUGUCGUGGAAAGGAAGACGAGCCGUAAAGCAGACGCUGGCUGUGUCGUGAAGGCGGAGCUGCCCCGUCCGAUGCAUUGAGCAACCCCGGACUGAGCAGCGAAGCUUCGUCGUUUUGGGGCUUCUGUAAACAACAAGCUUAAAUUCCUCAAAGAAAUGUUUGAAUAAGACCCAGUGGAAAUAAUGCGCGGCGGCCAGCACCUUAAUGAGAAGCUUCGAAGCAAGGAUUCACCAAUGUCUCCAUUGCCUGUGAAAAUCACAUUCCCAUAAAAAGGUGAAAUCAAAACAAAAAGCCACUGACCUUAAUACAAGUUCAAUUUCACCCAGUCCCUUAACGGACUUCUGGAUGUAAUUCUUCUCAAGAAGAUAUUCAACCUGGGUAUGAAGACUGAGGUAACACCUGAUGCACCCAAAAGACAGGAGAGUUCAAAGGGGGCAUUGUUGAACCCUGAGCCAAUUUUGGCAACAAAAAGUUUUAGUACAGACGUUGAAAUGAUUGCAAGGAAAGUUGAAAAUGAAUACUCUCAUAUUUGUGAUUCUGGAAAGCGGAUAAAGGACAUGAAUGGAAACAGACUAGAACAGGAGAAAAUGAUUGUUGUCAGAAAAAAGCGUAAGAGCCAGCAGGCUGGUCCCUCAGAAACUCAAAACUCUGAUUUCAAAGAUCGCCAGGGUAAUGUUAGUCUGAGGCCGAGUGUACGCCCGCCAGACCAUGCAGAUGACUCUUCGUUUAGUGACUGUGUUUCAUCGCCUUCUUCGAGUCUACAUUUUGGUGACUCUGACACAGUGACUUCAGAAGAAGAGGAGAUUCCAGGCAGACAUUCCCAGGCAGUAUUGAGUAGCACAAGUAGAACAGUUCAUUCAAAAAUGCACAAGUGGCCUCGGUCUGAGCAGGAAUCUAUAUCAGGGAUCUUAAUCAAGCGACCUUGUCUCCCGAACAGCAGUCUACGAAGGUCUCAACAGAGAAAGAAAUUCACAAAACCCAAUCCUUCUCAACGGACUCAAAAGCAGAAGGAACGGAUUUUAUUACAGAGAAAGAAAAGGGAAGUGAUUGCUCGCAGGAAAUACGCCUUGUUGCAAAGUUCUAGCAGUUCAGGUGAUAAUGACCUUAGCAGUGAAUCCUCCUCCAGCUCUUCAACUGAAGAUGAGGAUUUGUAUGUGUCGAGGAAUGAAAGCCACCAAAAUAGUACAACAGUUGCCUCAGGAAAUAUUGAUGAGGAUGUUGUGGUGAUUGAGGCCACCUCAGCUCCCCAGGUUACUGCCAAUGAAGAAAUCAAUGUUACCUCAACGGACAGUGAAGUGGAGAUUGUCACUGUUGGGGACAAUUGCAGGUCUUAUACCACACUUCUCGGCCACUCAAGGGUACACUGGGGCCAAAGUACUAGCUCACAAAACAGACCUCAGGAGCAGCGGAGCCGAAAUAGAAUAUCUACAGUUAUCCAGCCGUUGAGACAAAGCACAGCAGAGGUGGUGGACCUUACUGUGGAUGAAGAUGAACCCACAGUGGUGCCAACUACCUCUGCUGCUAGAUCGCAACCAGUCAAUAAUGUACCUACCUCAGGCCAGAUCUCAAGUAUGACUCCAGGUCCUUCUACCGCCCAGCCUUCCUCUGUGACAGAGUCAACAGGAGUCCCAGCAACCAUUGAUGAGGCAGGCCCUUCAGUCGUGGAUGAUGCUCGCAGAGUUGGGUCAAGUGCAGUGCCUGAAGCUGGUCCUGGGGCAAUGCCAAGGCUCCCAUCCUGCUGCCCUCAACAUUCACCAUGUGGAGGAUCUUUACAAGGCCACAAUUCAUUAGGACAUAUUCAUGCAAGCUGUCUUCAGCAACAUAACCAUCAGUUUCAACACCACCCUGGUGCCCACUCUGCAGUGCCACAAUCAAUGCCUUCAUUUCCUGAAUCAACCUGUCCUUUAGAGAGGCCUGCUGUUGUGCCAGCACCUUGCGGUGCUAACGGAAACACGGGUGGCCAGUAUCAUGAUCAGACUCUGCCUGUUGAUUUAAGCAGUGGUGGUGUUCGGAGCCAUGCAAGUGGAAAUUUCCAUGGGACAUCUGCAUUUGAUCCGUGCUGUCCUGGGUCUUCCUCACGCACUGCAGCUUAUGGAGUGCAGGCUACUGCAGGAACAAGUCAGCAAGUAGCUGUUGAGGGGUAUAGUUCUGGGCUGGUUGGACAGGCUCCAGGUCAACCACAACCACCACUCACCUCCUGCCGACAUUAUAUGCACUCAACCUAUGCCCCAUUACCAAGACCACUGCAUCAUCAGGCCACUACAUGCCCACACGCGCAUGGAAAUCCUCCCCCUCCACCACAACCUCCUCCCCAACCAGAAUAUGCUAUUCCACAUCCAGUGCACCCUUUCCAUCCCCAGAUUCCUUCGCAUCCUUCAACUCACGCUGUACCACCAGCACCCCCACCUCCGCCACAACACCUUCCUGCAGCGGCAGCAGCAAUGCCACACCAUAUCCCUGCUCCACCACCUUCAUCUCAACGACUGCAUCACCAUGAAAUGCUUCAGAGAAUGGAGGCACAGCGAAGACGAAUGAUGCAACACCCAACUCGAGCACACGAGCGACCUCCACCACAUCCACAUCGCAUGCAUCCUAAUUAUGGCCACGGACAUCAUAUUCAUGUUCCCCAGACGAUGUCAUCACAUCCUCGACAGCCACCAGAGAGGCCAGCCUGGGAACUGGGUAUCGACCCAGGGGUGACAACAGCACCAUAUCCAGCAAGUCACCUUCCCCCUCACUUGGCUCAUUAUCAUCCACCUCCACCUCCUCGACUUCACCAUUUCCCAAUCGGAGCACUACCGUUUAUGGCUGUACCACCAGACAUGGCAGGCUACCCUCACAUCCGCUACAUCUCCUCAAGGUUGGAAGGAAGGUUUCCAGGCCUCCGAGCCACCUAUGAGGAUUUACUGCAUUUAGAAGAACGUUUGGGUAAUGUUAAUCGUGGUGCCUCACAGGGUACAAUUGAGAGAUGCACAUACCCACACAAAUAUAAAAAGGCGAUAACUGACUUACAGAGGAAACUGCAGUACAAACAGGAGGAAGAGAAUGGAAUAGAGGAUGACACUGAGGAGAAAUGUACCAUCUGUCUGUCUAUUCUAGAAGAAGGUGAAGAUGUUAGACGUCUUCCCUGCAUGCACCUCUUCCAUCAAGUGUGUGUGGACCAGUGGCUGACUACCAACAAGAAAUGCCCCAUCUGCAGAGUGGACAUUGAAGCUCAGCUUUCUGCAGAUAGUUGACAUCUUAUUCAGUAACUGUCCUCAGUACUGCAGUCAACCAAAGAUGGCAUGAAUAACCUGCGCAGAUUCAAAAGCAUUGAACCUAGAGUGCGGCUACGCCACAUAGUACAAUUUAUGCUAGGCCUACAAUGAUAUUUCAGUAUAGAGUUUAAAUUUUAAUGUAUUUAUGAAGCUUUUUUAUGUGGCUUUUUAUGUUUUUCCAAGUCAUUUUAUUUUGCAUGGUUCCUUGGAUUGCAUUUCUUUGCACAUAACGGGCUUUAUGUCCUCAGACUUGCAGGCAAGAUUAGCUGCUCUAGAUAGAAAUAAGUCAUUUUCAUGAUGCCUUGCUUUACUGGAAUAGAAUAUGUCAUCAGUCACUAACCCUGGACUUUAAUUUAAACAUUUAUAUUAGAUUGUGUAUAUAGAUUGUGAUCUGUUCAUUAAGGAGGAAUAUCAAGACAUUCCGUGAUUAGGAAAACAGCUGCUGUAUUGUAGAACUCACCAUCAGACAGCACACAAUGAAUCAAUGGGAUCCCAUCCUAAACAAUUGCCAUUACAAGCAUAUAUCCAACCAUUUACUAUUUAGGUUUUUAAUAAAAAUCCAUUCUUAUUUGGCACAAUGAUAGAUGUAAUUUUUAAGAAUGUCAAUAUUCUACAAGACUAAUGAAUUUGCAAAUUUUUAUUUCAUAGUUUUCUUUCACUUUGUUUUUUGAUUUACUUUGGUUUUCCCUUUUCUUUACAAAUUUAGCUGUUUGGCUGCCAUUAAACAGCUCUAACACUAAUGUUAUCUAAAUUAGCUGUAUUGCGUAUACUUGCACAUCUGAUUUGUAAUGGUGAGCUAGUCAGAUUGUAGAACAAGGUUCUGUAUGAAGUCAUCAAUAAGCACGUCUAGGUAAUGUAUUUGAAGGCAGAUUGCAGAAUUAUGGCUGUUAAAGAUUCAGGUGAAGUGUUGGAAUGCAGUACCAAUAGCAGGUAUACAUGCAUUCAUAGAAUUGUAAAGGUCCCUGGAUGCAUUUUUAGGGGGUCUUAGUUUUAAAGUUAAUAAAGAUAGUUAACUCCAUGUUGGCUGUUUUAUCUCUUAUAUUCACUGUUUCUCUGAUUGUACUUACAUAAAAUUCACAAGAUGUGUUGCUA